UAUGCAAUAGUGGCGGUAGAAAGGCAAACAAUCAUCUAUCUCAAGUUGCUCGUCUGCUUCUUAACUGCGUCUGCUCCAGUGACUUGAGUCAGAAUACCAAAGCAGUCAUAGGAUACGGUACAGAGGCAAGCAAAACAUCAGACAGGCAGCUGGGAAUAGCAGGAACACAGGGUAGCGAUACCAAGACACAACCGAUACAGAACUGAUCUGCUGAUAACGAAGGACACGUAGUUGGUUCUGUAACUAAGAAGAAAAAUACACCCGAAAACUAUGCCGCCUGUUGGAAGGAAGGUGCCGAAAGAAGUGCAGGCUAUCUUCGACAAGUACAAGGAGACCAAUAUCGCCACGCGUCUGAAGAAGCCCGAAGCGAUCAGGAUGAUGUCGGAGGAGUUUGGCCUGACGGAAGAGCAGGGAGAGAAGAUCUUUGAGACAUUUGACCAGGACAAGAACGGCAUUAUGAGCCUUUGGGAAUUCGAGGCAUUGUAUACGACAGUCGGGGACAGCGCGCAAGAAAUUGUGAAAAAGUUUGAAGAAAUGGAUGUCGAUGGUAGCGGUAAGCUGGACGCUAGCGAGGCUCGGGCUGGAUUAAAACAAAUGAAGACGACUACCGGACGAGAUUUCGAGGAUCGGGAGAUCGAUUUCUUCCUCAAAUCCAACACGGGAGAGGAUGGUAUGAUCGACUUAGGACGCUUUGUGCAGAUGUUAUUCAGACUGAAGAUGUAUAAACCGAAGCCAAAGAAAUAAACAUCUAAAGAUGUCCUUCAACUAAUAGUUUUAUACAAACUGAUAUCGAACUUCUUGAACUUUCUUUGGUCCUCAAUCAGUUUAAGAAACAAGGUAAAGUGGUACAAGUAUGCAACUUCGGUAUAAUUCUAGCUCCUUUGAUGUGGAAAACAUCUGGUAGCCAGCAGAGGAUGUACGCGGACUUGUACCACCUUGUCUAACCUCAAGACUUUCGUAGGGCAACUGCAAGACUUCCUCACGCAAUGAGUGAUUUGACCGACUUGUUCGUCGAUAUUUGACUGUGAGGGUUUCCCCGAUGCUUUGGGAUAAGAGAAAUGAGAAUACAUGUAUAACUUAACAAAUGAACAGUUUCCUCUGGCAGUGGUUGUCCGGGUAAUGAUAAAAAGAUCACUCGUCGGCUGGUAAAAUUGGUCAUUGCUGGGCCUUGAUAUUUAGGCCUAUCUAUCGCUGGUUGCCACAGGUCACCUUGGGUGCCUGCGACAACAAUCUGUCGUAUGUGAAACCCAACGAUUACCAGCUUUACCUGCAGGCGAGAGAAUUUUUGCCGCACAUCGCGCAGUGAGGUCACUGAGACAAAAUUUAAUCUCUUUUUGCGGGGCGCUUUAUAUACAAUGUACCCGCAAAUAUCAGGAUUUUUUGUGUAUACAACAGCAGAGACAAUAUGGCGAAAAGCUUCUAAAUAAAUAUUAACCAAACUUGA
Lineus longissimus is the source of this 1444-nucleotide messenger RNA. RefSeq lists its product as uncharacterized. Lineage: Eukaryota; Metazoa; Nemertea; Pilidiophora; Heteronemertea; Lineidae. The transcript has 4 exons. The record is from RefSeq and is a predicted model, not a curated record. Bases 271 to 744 code for a protein of 157 amino acids. Gene Ontology annotation, molecular function: calcium ion binding.